This is a messenger RNA of Dentiscutata erythropus, 1934 nucleotides long. NCBI's taxonomy places the organism in Eukaryota, Fungi, Glomeromycota, Glomeromycetes, Diversisporales, Gigasporaceae. The record is from the annotation of a GenBank genome assembly.
CUAAUUCAGAACUCAACAAGGAUGUCUCUAAUAAAUCACAAUCCCAAUGUGCAACUGAUUCUUUACAAACACAUGAAGAUGAAUCUAAUGAGUUAGAUCUCGACUUAUAUGAGGAAUGUCAACCUUCAAUAUUUAAAGAGCUAUCAACUCCAUUACCAAAUCAAGAUAAAGAACCAUCGUUAAUGAAUUCAACUCUAGAAGUAAGGCUUCGAAUAUGGCUUGAAGAAUUGAAAUUAUUGCCAAAUUCCAAGCUCACAAAUGACAAUUUUCAACAACUUCUUGAAAAAUGUAAAUUAAUGUUUAAUGAAUUUUGUCAUACUUUCAAUAAAGACCUCAAGAAUCUUGCAAAAGAUUAUAUUAAGAAUUCUAGCAAUGAUAAUAGGGAUUAUCUAAAUAAAAGUAUAUUAAACAGAUAUAUUGAUCGCGAUGUUUCAAAAAAUAUUCUAAAUAAAUAUUUUACAAACACUGGAGAAUUGGAACUUACUAAAACGACACAAGAUGCAUUAAGAAAAUUUGUUCAGGCAGCAUUCAAGCUACAUGCAACCCACAUUCACAAAGAAGACAGACAUGAGUUUAGCUUAUACAAACAAGUUUUGAAAGACAUCAAAAGUUUGAAUUCUAUUACUCUAUCGCUUGACAUUCCAACAUGUGGAAAGUCGGACAUAUUGAGAUCAUAUUCUGAUUUUAAUGUUGCUGAAGUAGAAAUAGACAAUACAAGUCAAAAUUUAUUGGAAGAUUCUUUCACAAUUCAGUAUCAUCUAGCUUAUAGUUACAAUGAUUACCAAAAGAACAAUAACCAAGACGAUCAACAGGAGGACUAUCAACUGGAGGACGAUAACCAGCAGAAGGACAAUAAGCCGGGUGAUAUAUUUGAAGAACCUAAAAAUAAAAUAAAUGUUAUUGGCUUCAUAUUAGAAAUACCAACAAAUCAGCUUCCAAAAAACCUUGAAAAUGUGUUUAAUCCGUAUUUUGCUAAUUUUACUGAAAUGUAUUUUUUUAUUUGGGUAAAAAGACUUAUAGAAUGUAUACUGAAUCUUUUUAAUAAUGAAGGAAAUAAUGCUUUUUUAAAAAUAUGGAAAUCAAUUGAACUACCAAAAUUUUGGUCAAAGUUACCGAAUCCUAUUACUCAUCAGAAAAGUUUUAUGAUGUUAGAUUCAUUUUACCUUGCAAUGUUAAUGCCUCACAUUUUGAAUCGCUUUUUAAAAAUUCAACAUAUCAAAGAGAGUAUGAUUACUAACCUUGUAGAUACAACAAAGUGCCAACAUAGAGAUCAGAUAUUUCCAAAAUCUUUUCUCCAUCUUCCAAAUCUUCAUACCAAUAUGCAUCUAAUUGUGAAUGCCAAGAAUUAUAAAACUUUAGUUAAUACUGCCUGUGGUGUCAAAAAAGCUAUACAUGGUUUAUUCAAAAAUUUUGUUCUACAUACAAACAAAAAAAAUAUUGAUCUUGAUCUUUUAAGACAUUAUAACACACUCCAGGCAUUACAUUUUUGGCUUGAUCAUGGGCAAGAUGAAUGCGUUCCAGAUCCAAGUUAUUAUACAAAUUGCUCUCUAUUAAAACAAUUGCUCUCUGGAUGGUAUAUAACAAAAUCACCUGAUCAAAUUAUCAAUUUGGAAUAUGAAGAUAUCGAAAAGCUUUGGAAAAAUGUAAAAAUUCAGAAAAGAGGUUUUGGUGGUUGGAACUUUAAUAAAGAUAACAAUAAUCUUGACUUAGAUCUAUAUCAGGCUUAUUGUGAAGAAUUUAAAAUGUUCGCUGCACUAAAUACGUACAAAAUUUCGUUUUUUGACUAUAUCAGUUAUAUUGUAGUAGAAGACAAUGAUAAUUCUUCAGCAGAACACAAUACUGCCAGUUGUUAUAUUAAAGUUCAAGUUGGGAAUGUAGUAAAGUUAAGAGAGAUCAGUGAUACUGACGAUAACUUAUUUAUCUCAUUCGCAUUG